AUGGAUAAAUUCACAGAUGUGCUGGUAAAGCUACAAAACGAAGGCUACGACUUCUCUAUAUUUGUCAGGAAGAAGGGCGAAUCCAGUGGAAGCGAUUCGGUGAAGUUCUCCCACGCUUAUGUCACUCCAGCUGCAAAACAGCUUUUACCUCUGAACAUAUGGGACUUGGUCGAAGACAGUAGCAUACUAAAACACGGCUUACAGCCAAAAGUCACGAAAUUCAAUUAUGAAACGAUUAAUUUACCCCUCGAAGAUCUGGACUCUCUCGAGAGGUACCUAAAGAAUGCUUUCAAGCACUUGAGACAAGUGCCCUGCAAAUCAAUUGUGAAAGCAUGGAUCAAGGUCAUCGAACCCAGAAAAAAGACCAAAUAUCCCUACAUCAAGGGUGAGCUCACGAAGCCAGAUUGGUGGCCAAGAAAUGUUCAGCAUAGAGAACCAGACCACCUUCAAAAGGAUGACAGAAUGCGCCUGAUGACUUCGAUAAUCCUGGCGGUACUUCCAGAUCAAAGAUACCGUACGGCCUUCGAUGAUUUGCGUCAGACAUCACUUGGCUUGUCCCUAUUUAAACGUGAACCGCACAAAGAAUUGGUACUGAAGAGUAUCUUCGACAUUUCUCAAGCCCUUUGCAGCGAUGAUGGCAGCAGAACCGUUGAAGUCAUUGACCUCGCGCAAUUUACCGCCCGCCAGACGGAAUCGCAUCUCAGAACUGUCAGAGAGGUGUCUAUCAGAACCAUUUCCAGCCGGAAUUGUUGCGGGAACGCGGAGGAUGUAUGUGAUAGUUCUGAUCAAGAGCGUGCUGCCGAUUCUCUUCCAACCUUAUCGGAACCCGUGCUACUCGACUCACUAGUCGCUAGUGACCAAAACCUGCUGGAUGUUUUUGGUUAUUCCGUUGUCGAAGAGUCGGCUACGCCUUGCCAUUACUGA
This is a messenger RNA of Torulaspora globosa, 924 nucleotides long. RefSeq lists its product as uncharacterized. The record is from RefSeq and is a predicted model, not a curated record. The transcript has a single exon. NCBI's taxonomy places the organism in Eukaryota, Fungi, Ascomycota, Saccharomycetes, Saccharomycetales, Saccharomycetaceae. The coding region runs from base 1 to 924 and encodes 307 amino acids.